Molecule: messenger RNA, 777 nt
Organism: Anastrepha ludens (Mexican fruit fly)
Lineage: Eukaryota; Metazoa; Arthropoda; Insecta; Diptera; Tephritidae
Exons: 3
Coding region: 1-777 (258 amino acids)
Source: RefSeq, a predicted model, not a curated record
AUGUCAAACAGCUGUCACUAUCGCAUUUUUCUAGCUACAAGUAAUAGCCAUACGCAAUUUCCAAAUAUGGCAACUCCAAAGACCAACAACCAAACACAAAAGAAACAAUUCGAAAUCCAAGUGGACUUCAUGACAACGCAUCCAGAUUUGGCAAAGGGACUAAUGAAGACGCCCAACGCAAAAACAACAGUCAAUAAUUUAUGGAAGAAAGUAACUUCCCAACUAAGUGCUGCUGAACCACCGAUGCGUGAUAUGGCCGGCUGGAGAAAAGUUUGGGCGGACUACAAACUCCAUUUGAAAGCCAAAAUGCGUCGGAACAAAACCAAUAUUGCCGGUGCAGGGGGCGGUCCGUCUGUUUAUUCCCCACUGAACCAAUUAGAACAGCGAGUAAGCGAGUUGCUAUCUAUAAAUAAAUCUGUGGGCAGGAUAGGUAGCACGCGGGAGUUUGGUGCGCGUCAGACGGACGUACCAACGAAAAGUUUUGAAGCAGCUUUUAAUGAUAGCGAUUUAGUCGAUAUGCCCGAAGAGACGAAUGACAGCGAUUCAGUCGAUGUGCCCGAACAGGUGACUGAGAAACCUUCCUGCAGCCGUUCGGUACUCACUCCACGCAAUAAGCAAAGCUUACUAGAAAAGCAGGUGGAUAAUCAAAUUAUGCAACAAAAAAAUUCAACAGAAAUACUGACUGAGCUUAAUGAUUCCUUAAAAAAUAUUUCCAAAACCAUGAAAAUGGCAUAUAAAAUAGAAAAUUGUCCAGAAGAAGAAGGUCUUUGUGAUUAG